Lotus japonicus is the source of this 3712-nucleotide messenger RNA. Its product is annotated as multiple C2 domain and transmembrane region protein 5-like. The record is from RefSeq and is a predicted model, not a curated record. The coding region runs from base 270 to 3329 and encodes 1019 amino acids. The transcript is spliced from 2 exons. NCBI's taxonomy places the organism in Eukaryota, Viridiplantae, Streptophyta, Magnoliopsida, Fabales, Fabaceae.
GUACGCCAUUUUCACUCGUUUCAACGACUUUCUCUCUCUUUACAUGCAUGCCACCAACCAUCUCAGAACCAAGACAAUCCAUUCUUCUUCCUUUUCCUUGUUUCUUAAGUCUCUGCCUUGCCCUGUUUCUCUCUGUUUCCCCAAGCUUGCUCUGUUUCUGUUGCUGAAUUGUUUGCUUAGUUUUAUUUGAUUCUCCUUCUUCUUCAGUUAUCAGAAGUUAAAACACCAGGUACAAGUUCUGCUUUUUACUGGCAGAUACCUAUAUUGCAAUGAACAGUCUCAAGCUAUGUGUAGAAGUUGUGGGAGCUCAUGACCUUGUACCAAAAGAUGGACAAGGCUCAUCUAGCACAUUUGUGGAACUCCACUUUGAUGGUCAAAAAUUCAGGACAACAACAAAAGAAAAAGAUCUAAGUCCUGUUUGGAAUGAGAGCUUCUACUUCAACAUCACUGAUCCAACCAAGUUACCAACCCUCCCUCUUGAUGCCUGCAUCUACCACUACAACAAAAGCACUAGCUCUAAACUCGUCCUCGGCAAGGUUCGCCUCACUGGAACCUCAUUCGUCCCGUAUUCCGAUGCUGUUGUUCUGCACUACCCUCUGGAGAGGAAAGGCCUAUUUUCGCGCACGAAAGGAGAGCUUGGUUUGAAGGUGUUUGUCAUUGAUGACCCUUCUAUAAGAGCCUCAAACCCUCUUCCUGCAAUGGAAUCAUUUAUGAGCACACAUCAAAAUCUAACACACGAUUACGAAACGCCAACACCAGCAUCAUUUACAAAUUCAAUCCCCAAAAGCAAGUCUAGAAAGAUCAAUGAGUCGAGGCACCUAUUUCAUGAUAUUCCUAAAUCAAAAAAUGGACAAAAAGAAGAGCAAUUUUCACCUUCAGCCAAGCCAAGUGUAACAUUUGGGAUUCAUGAGAUGAAAUCUGAAAAGCCUAAAGCAUUUACAGGUGUAGCAUCUGCAAUGGAUUAUGCAGUUAAAGAGACAAGCCCUUUUCUUGGAGGAGGGAGAGUUGUUGGUGGAAGGGUUAUUCGUGGUGGGAACAUACCAGCCAGCACCUAUGAUCUUGUAGAACCAAUGCAGUACCUUUUUGUGAGAGUUGUGAAAGCUCGCGAUCUUCCAUCAAAGGAUUUAACUGGUAGCCUUGACCCUUAUGUGGAAAUCAAGGUAGGAAACUUCAAAGGAAUCACCAACCACUUUGAGAAAAACCAGAACCCUGAAUGGAACAAGGUGUUUGCCUUUGCCAGGGAGAAUAUCCAAUCAACCAUUCUUCAAGUUGUGGUAAAAGACAAGGACACAAUACAAGAUGAUCUUGUUGGAUAUGUGAAAUUUGAUCUCCAUGAAGUACAGAGGCGCGUUCCGCCGGAUAGUCCUUUGGCUCCUGAGUGGUACAGGAUUGAGGAUAAACAUGGGGAGAAGAUAAAAAAUGGGGAAUUAAUGCUUGCUGUCUGGUAUGGCACACAAGCUGAUGAGGCUUUCCCAGAUGCUUGGCAUUCUGAUGCUAUUAUCUUGCCGAAUGGAACAACAAGCUCUGCAGCUCACAAUUAUUCUCAGAUUCGGUCUAAAGUUUACCAUUCGCCGAGGUUAUGGUAUCUUCGAGUGAAAGUGAUUGAAGCACAAGACUUGAUUCCAUCUGAGAAAUCUAGAGUCCUUGAUGCAUAUGUUAAGGUGCAGCUCGGUAACCAGAUUUUGAAGACAAAACCGGUUCAAUCACGGGCCAUGAACCCACAGUGGGAUCAGGAGCUGUUGUUUGUGGCUGCUGAGCCCUUUGAAGAGCCUCUGAUCAUUUCAGUUGAAGACCGUGUCGGGAACAACAAGGAUGAAACCGUUGGCAACCUUGUGAUUCCUCUCAGCACGGUUGAGAAGCGCGCUGAUGAUAGAUCUGUGCAUAGCAGGUGGUAUCACCUUGACAAGUCCAUGUCAUCUGCUAUGGAAGGGGAACAAGGAAAAAGGAAAGAGAAGGACAAGGAUAAAUUCUUCAGCAGGAUCCAUGUCAAUGUGUUCCUUGAUGGAGGGUACCAUGUACUAGAUGAGUCUACUUAUUACAGCAGUGAUCUCAGGCCUACUUCUAAGCAGCUCUGGAAGAAAUCAAUUGGUGUGUUAGAGCUUGGAAUUUUGAAUGCUGAUGUGUUACCAACAAAAACAAGAGAUGGAAGAGGCAUAUCAGAUACAUUCUGUGUUGCAAAAUAUGGCCAGAAAUGGGUGAGAACUAGAACCAUUGUUGGCAAUUUGAACCCGAAAUUCAAUGAGCAGUACACUUGGGAGGUUCAUGAUCCAGCCACAGUUCUCACAUUGGGGGUGUUUGAUGAUGCACACCUCAAUGUCAAUGGCUCAAAUGGUAGCAGUAGCAAAGAUUCAAAGAUUGGCAAGGUUAGGAUAAGGAUCUCAACAUUGGAAACUGGCAGGGUUUACACAAACACUUAUCCAUUAUUGUCACUGCAAACUUCAGCUGGUGUGAAGAAGAUGGGUGAGGUUCACUUAGCCAUACGUUUCUCGUGCACCUCGCGGGUCAACAUGAUGCGAUUGUAUUUCAAGCCCCAUUUGCCAAAGAUGCACUAUUCAAAGCCGCUUAACAUUAUUGAACAAGAAAAGGUGAGGGUUCAGGCUAUGAACAUUGUGGUGGCCAGAUUAAGCAGGACAGAACCUCCUCUGAGAAGGGAAGUGGUGGAGUUCAUGUCUGACACAGACUCUCAUUUAUGGAGCAUGAGGCGAAGCAAGGCGAACAUAAACCGUUUGAAGACGGUGUUUUCAGGGGUGAUUUCAGUGGGGAUGUGGCUAGGUGAAAUCUCCACAUGGAAGAAUCCAGUGACAACAGUGCUGGUUCACAUUCUCUUUGCAAUGCUUGUGUGCUUCCCACAACUCAUUCUACCGACCGUGUUUCUCUACAUGUUUAUAAUAGGGAUGUGGAAAUGGAGGUUCAGAUCAAGAUCCCCUCCCCACAUGGACAUUAAACUCUCUGGUGCAGAUGCAACAAAUGGUGAUGAGCUUGAUGAGGAAUUUGACACGUUUCCAACCACAAAGAGUUCUGAUGUGGUUCGUUGGAGGUAUGAUCGGUUGAGGAGUUUGGCCGGGAGGGUUCAGAGUGUUGUUGGGGACAUAGCUACCCAAGGAGAAAGGAUCCAUGCACUUGUGAACUGGAGGGAUCCUCGUGCCACCACCAUAUUCAUGGCAUUUUGUUUAGUUGCUGCUAUGGUGUUGUAUGUGGUGCCUUCUCAGGUGGUGUUUCUUGCAGGUGGAUUUUACCUGAUGAGGCACCCGAAGCUUCGGGGAAAGACACCAUCAGCACCACUCUGCUUCUACCGCAGGCUGCCUGCUCUAACAGAUAGCAUGUUGUAGAGUUGAAUAAACUCUUUUGUUUUGAAAACUUCUCUGCUGGCUGCCCUAUGCGGCUGCAAUUGCGGUCACAAUGUCCUUGCAGGGAGUUCAAAUCUCUUUCAUAUCUGCCGCACUGUUUGAUUUUGAAGAGCUUGUACAAAUCAACCGGGGCAGGGCUAUCUCUUGUUGUCUUGUCUGUCACUUGAGUUAUGACUGUGAAUACAAAAUAUAUUGUACACAUGAUGUUGAAAAAUGGAAAUUGGGUGGAACCUCCAUUUCCAUGUCCUAAUAUAAACCAUGUACAAAAAAUGCUUGGUAGGAUAAAAUUGUGUGAAACACACAAGCAUUGCAUAAAGAAUGUGCAUCUGUUGUCACAAUAUUAUUCCAUGUAAAAAUUUCCUCAA